AUGUCAGAACACAGCACUGAAUCCCCAACACCUGAUGAAUCUCAUCCAGCUGCGGAAGAGGUCCAGUCUGACUCUGAGGAAGGUGAAAUGGCUCAAGAAUCUCCAAAAAAUUCAGCGGCAGAAAUUCCUGUGACUAGCAAUGGACAGCUAGAAGACUCUCAUGAGCACAGUUUUAACAGGGAUUUGAAAUGUUCAUUACCAGUUGGACUUGGACUUUCGGAGACCAGAAUAACAUCUCAUGGCUUUGACAGUACCAAAGAGGGAAUCGUUGAGGCAGGACCAUUUCCAGGUAAAGGUUCCUCAGCAUCACCCAAAUCCUCUGUUAUAGCUCCUAGCAGUGCAGCAGCUAGCAGACUGGCUGGACAAGGUUGUGAUUUAAUUAUUCCCACAGGGGGAAGAGCUCCACAGAAGAGUGGACCUGUUGUCUUAGCAGAUGAGGUAAAGAAUCCAGCAAUGGAGAAAUUGGAAUUGGUGCGGAAGUGGAGCCUAAACACUUAUAAGUGUACACGUCAGAUCAUCUCUGAAAAAUUGGGUCGUGGCUCAAGAACAGUAGAUCUGGAACUAGAAGCUCAGAUAGAUAUAUUGAGAGAUAACAAAAAGAAAUAUGAAAAUAUCUUGAAACUGGCACAGACGCUGUCCACACAACUCUUCCAGAUGGUACAUACCCAAAGGCAACUUGGAGAUGCGUUUGCUGACCUGAGUUUGAAAUCAUUGGAACUUCAUGAGGAGUUUGGCUACAAUGCAGAUACGCAGAAGCUUCUGGCUAAAAAUGGAGAAACUCUUCUCGGGGCUAUUAACUUCUUUAUUGCCAGUGUGAAUACACUGGUGAAUAAGACAAUUGAGGAUACGCUAUUGACUGUGAAACAGUAUGAAAGUGCCAGGGUUGAAUAUGAUGCCUAUCGAACAGACCUUGAAGAGUUGAACCUUGGCCCUCGUGAUGCAAGCACUCUGCCAAAGAUUGAGCAGUCGCAGCAACUGUUUCAGGUGCAUAAAGAGAAAUACGACAAAAUGCGUAAUGAUGUCUCUAUCAAAUUGAAAUUUUUGGAAGAAAAUAAGGUUAAGGUAUUGCACAAUCAGCUUGUUCUGUUCCACAAUGCCAUUGCAGCGUACUUUGCUGGGAAUCAAAAGCAGCUUGAACAGACACUUAAACAGUUCCACAUCAAAUUGAAAACUCCUGGAGCAGAUGCCCCAUCCUGGCUUGAAGAACAGUAA
This is a messenger RNA of Eurypyga helias (sunbittern), 1212 nucleotides long. RefSeq names its product ADP-ribosylation factor interacting protein 1 (gene ARFIP1). Gene Ontology annotation, cellular component: trans-Golgi network membrane. Bases 1 to 1212 code for a protein of 403 amino acids. The record is from RefSeq and is a predicted model, not a curated record. Gene Ontology annotation, molecular function: protein domain specific binding; phospholipid binding. The transcript has 9 exons. Gene Ontology annotation, biological process: regulation of Arp2/3 complex-mediated actin nucleation; intracellular protein transport. Lineage: Eukaryota; Metazoa; Chordata; Aves; Eurypygiformes; Eurypygidae.